ACUAACGCCAAAGCUAUAACAAACCAUGUUUGUGCUGUCCGCCGCUACAGAUAAGAUCUCGGUUCCCGGGAUCUUCCGCUCGAAGGCGCGCGAGGAGAUCCGCUUGAGGUUGGCUCCGCAGCAGUUGCCUUUGAAACACGGCUCCCUGCCCUUAAAAAACUCAGUUACGUAUCAGAGCGACUCGCUGUCGAUUAAUUCGAGCGAGACGAUUACUACCCGGGUCAGCGAGUCUGAGGUAAAACGGACGUCGUCGCGGACAUCGUCGUCGUCGCGGACGUCCUCAUCGUCGUUAUUGCGCAAGUUUACGUUUGGAAGGAAACAGACGAUCAGUGAAGACGAUGUGGAGAUGAACGACGCGGAUAACUGCGUCGUUGCAGUCGCGGAAGUUGCACCGCAUGAGUUGCGCCCCUACCCGUCGAAUAUCACAGCCGACUCGGAGAACUCUGGAUAUUCCGGGUACACGAGCUCGGGGUACGAGUCGCUCUUUUCGCGCGCGAGCGCGCACACAGGGACAUCGACGGUUAUGGACACGUCCGGACGCCCUUACAUCAUGCUCGAACACGUCAUUCCGUUGCACUUCCACGACAUGUACGCGCCCGAGAUUCUCGCCAAUCCACAGAUCGCGAUGCUCCCCAACGGGCGCCCAGCCUUCACGUCACGCGACCUCGUCGACUGGGAGCUCAACGAUAUUCGUUCGCUCCUCAUUCUCGACCGGAUCCCACCCGAGUGGCUCGCGACGCUCUGGCCGCACAGCCUCCCGCUUGUGGUUGCACAGAGUGCGGCGAAGACCGAGCCCCAGCUCUUCCAAAUUGCGUAUCUUCCCACUAAUGCCAGCGACGAGACGUAUGUGCAGACGCUCGUGGAGUGCGAGAUCUACAAGGAGUCGAAGUUCAAUGUGCAGUUCCGCGCACAGACCGCGCGCUACACAGUGGGCGCUGCACGCGGCAAGAAGGGUGCGGACGCACCCUUUUCCAAACCCGAAUGGCGCAAUAUCAUCGAGAACUUUAUGUUGAACCUUGCAAUUGAGAGCCAGUGCCGUGCGGACUACAAGCGUGUUUGCGGCGAAAUCGUGCGCGCGCGCAAGCAAGACGGGAGUUACAAGAAGGUCAGCCACAAGACCAAGAAUGGGCUCCUUCACGCGGCGAUCUUCAAUGAUGUUUCGUCCAAAACACCGAUCAAGCAGAAGAGCCAUCGCUUGACGUCCGACGAAAAGGCCGCUGUCUGGAGCAACAUCCAGGCGAACGUGUACCAGCGUCUUGGACUUGACUGGGCCCCCGAUCAGGCCUGAAGGAUUCUGACGAUUUGUUCGAAGCUGGGCUACUUUGAACUAAUUACAGGUCAAUUUGAAAGGGCGCCUGAAGCUUACGAAUUAACAGAUGAUCCAUUACUUUUGGAUGCUCUCUGCUUUUGGACGCUCCUUAUGGCUUGACACUAUGCCAGAUAAUUCGUCUAUUUCUUCAUUUCAUCGUCACUCAUGACUAUUUAUUUUUGUCUUUCUGUUUUCGGUUCGGUUUUUUUUUUGGUGUUGGGUCUGCCCUUUAUGGCAGAAGAAUAUAUAC
This is a messenger RNA of Babjeviella inositovora NRRL Y-12698, 1559 nucleotides long. RefSeq lists its product as uncharacterized. The coding region runs from base 26 to 1288 and encodes 420 amino acids. The transcript has a single exon. The record is from RefSeq and is a predicted model, not a curated record. NCBI's taxonomy places the organism in Eukaryota, Fungi, Ascomycota, Pichiomycetes, Serinales.